This is a messenger RNA of Amoebophrya sp. A120, 3410 nucleotides long. The record is from the annotation of a GenBank genome assembly. Lineage: Eukaryota; Dinophyceae; Syndiniales; Amoebophryaceae.
CCUCGAAUGGUCCGACCCCUUCUGCGCGCGCGCCGUCGGGGCGCACCAGGUCGUGUUUCGGUUUCUACUCCGCGUUUUGAUCCGCUUUCCGGAGAAACUCAGUUACCUCCAAAUCCCGGAGUACUUCUGUGACUUGCUCCGCAGCCAUCCGCAGUUGAUGCCGAGCGUGCUGGCGGUUAUUCGGUACGUCCCCCACGCCAGAAUCCAACUUCAGCUGCUGGAAACCCUUGGCCAGUGGAUGACGGAGCUGUUGCCCACCGCGAAGAUCUAUGGAUUGCAAAUAUCCCUGGAUGUCUGGAAGAUUGCAACUUGUCAUGCUAAUAAAUCUGAAUCAUGCAAAAAUCUGUGUUGCAUGAGUGCCAAAAGCUGUGCACUUUCGACCAAGUUGGGAGGGGAUUUCUCAUGCAGGAUAGGCAUGCAAGAGACUUCACCGAGUCUGUCAUGCUAGGCCCCGCAUUCCAGACCUCAUGGGUCAUGGAGAACCUGCGUGACAAGUUUGCUCUCUUCCAGACCUCCAGGGAUAUUUGCACUUGAUAAAAUCGCGAACUAUUUGGGUUUGUUACUCGUUCUCGCUAUGGUGAAGGAACUGAGCCCGAGCUAUGUGCUGAAAGCGCUCUCGCGAUUGUUGAAAGGGACGGAGUACUACGACGCGGCCAGCAGUGGCUGCAUUUACCACCGCAGUUCCGCGAACUACCAUGGGACGAAAAAGAGCAGAAACAAAAAGAACGCCGCGACUUUUCACCACACUAAUCUCAGCACAGGCCUUUAUUACAACGGCCACGGAACGGGAACAACAACAUCAACCGCCGCCACAGCGCCCUCCGUGUCUUUCUCCCAGCACAACCAGCAUAACAACACGUGCACCACCACGUGGGCGCUCGGGAUGAAAGUGCUCGGAAUUUGCCGCGCGCUGAUGAUCCACCACCCGCAAAACGUGCUGUACGAGGAAUUGGGCGCGUUGCUGCACUAUUUGUCCGAGUUCCACACGUGCGUCGACGUGCGGGACCGGGCGGUGUAUUACCUCCGAAUUCUCUACUACGUCGGCGCCGCGCGGAUGCGGGAGCUGCUGGAAAAGAAUCCGGACAAUUACGAGGAACACCACGCGGCCAACAUGGCGGACGAGUUCAACUUCAACACGAUUUCGCAGAUGGACAUCGAGGACUUUCGCGCGAAUUUAGUCGUGACAGCAGGAGCUGGAGCGGGUUCUCACAGUUCUCAAAAGUCCUCGCAUCCGCACAGCCGCGCGGAGCAGGAUAGUAUUAUACAGCACGACGUUCUACUCACAGGGUCAUCUUCUUCUACUUCGCUAGGACACCACCACGCAGCAGUUGGAGUUGCAUCUACAACUUCUACAUCCGCCGACCUGCAAUUGCAUCUGCACGAGGCAGCUGGUGGUGGGAGAAGAAACAUCAAUACCACGGGGGACCACCUUCACAACUACAACAUCAACGGUCAUUUCUCGGACACGCACUCCGUGGUUUUGCCGAAAACCAUAACCCUCGCCGGCGGUCCCGUGCCCUUUCUGUCCUUUUACAAGAGUCUGAGUGAAAGGAGACACUUGGGGCUGUUGGACGGACAGUGCGCGAUCUUUCGGACCAAGGGACAACGACAUAGUACAAAUACUGCAGGAGCUCUUCAUGCUCCUGAUCUACAACAACUUCAGGGCGGCCAAAAAAACCAUUCCAACCUUAUUUCUACGGCCGCACAGGACCUAGCUGUUUUAUUGGGGGAGGAUGGAGGAGAGGACGAUGAGGAUGAUCAACACCAACAGCACAAGAAUCCAAAAUCCGAACCGCUUUUCACCAACAUCAAGACCCUGAAAGAGUACCGGAGAAUCUUAGGGGGCCGCUCGACGAAAAUCCGCUUGCCGUUUCGGUUGCAGAUUUUGGAGCACGUGAACAGCUCGAUCAACAAUAGUACAAAAACUACUGAUCAUCAACAUCACCACUUGUUUCCGGACGAAAUCUACUCCCUCGAGCUGCGAUUCGUUGGGGGCAACAGCUUCGUACCGCUCGACGAGCUGCACGUUCCCUAUAUGGCGCGGAGGAGCGUGGGAGCGAGAAAGAACGCACAAAGUGCAGGCGGUGGGGGUGGUCGCAAUGGGAAUGGUAAAGUGAGAAACAACCACGUCGACAAGAGGAAUACUAUUAAAACUGCAGGGAGAACAACCCCUGCAGGUCCGAUUAAUAUGGGUUCUACUUCUCAGGAGCAGAAUCUUCAUCCAGUGCAAUUAUCACGCGAACAAGAACAGCUACAGCCAGAGACCACCGACGACGAGUUUCCCCACUGCUACAAAUUAGUUUUGAAAAUUGAGGUCCGCGAACCGGUGCUGCAGAUUCUGGACGUGAACUUGACGUUUUCCGACCGUUCCGGGAACACGUACUUCGGCGCGUUGGAGUCCUUUGCGGUGUCCUUCCAAGAUUUGUUUCUGCCGGUGCCGAGCUGCUUUGACCUGAAGCAGAUUUUCCAGCUCUUCUGGGCGGCGGACGAGUUGUUGAGCGGAGACCUACACGGGCGGGGGGACGAUGAACACGAGCGCCAUGGUGGAAAAGGACGAGAGCAGCAGAACAAAUCACAUCAAAAUUAUGGGGCAGAUGAUUUUCAUGACAAAGACUUUGAUCUCGUGCAAUCGGUGAAGAUCCUGUUCGAGCCGCGGGCCCACAUCCACCAGAAACUUUCCGCCUUGCUUUGGCCGUUUCUGGUGCCGGACGACGUGGCGGAGACCUUGGUGCCGGAAGACUUUGAUUUCGAACAAGAACAGCACUUUGUGAUGAACGAAGAGGCAGAGAAGGAGAAGGAAUCUUUAGUACAGGGGAGUAGACAUCAUCACUCAGCGGCGCCCGGGGCACAACAUAAUAAUGCGCAUAGUGGUUCUACUUCUCAUCCUCAUGGACAGCACGACGGGCAUGAACAUCAGGGUCUUGUUCACGACGAGAAAAAUGAUUUCAACAGUCGCGGUCGCGGUGCACCGCAAGACCAGAACUUUUCCAGCAAGAAUUUGAAUUUGGAAACUAAAUGCGUUUUGAUCUUCAUCCCACCGCGGUACCAUUUGGCCCUUCGGUUUACCAUCUCCGAGCAUACCACAGUGUGCCGGAUUCGCACGGACAGGUUCAAACUGUUGAGCUAUCUGGACGCAUUCUUCUGGGGGGACUUUUUGUCGCCGGCGGUGAAUUUGGUGGGGUAGUAAAGAAAGAUGAUGCCUUUGCUUUGAUGAGUACUUGAUAGAAGUAGAAUGGGUCUGGAUUUCGAUUUUGCACUGCUACAUUUUGCUGUUAAGAAACAAGGUCGCGCAAACAUACAGCUCUUUUACGCUUCAACCGAUUUUUUUGACUUCUUCCAAGAAUGAAAAUAAAGUCUGUAGUUAUAGCUGAAGGCAAAACAAGCCCGUAAAGCAUGCACUCAUCAACCAU